CGGCCCUGGAUUCCACUUCCCCUCCGCUCACGCUGCAGCCGCAGCCGCCUUCAGGCCCCGCGCCGCCUCCGGAGUCCAUGGCCGGGACGCGCUGGGUGCUCGGGGCGCUGCUCCGGGGCUGCGGCUGCAAUUGCAGCAGCUGCCGGCGCACCGGCGCCGCCUGCCUGCCCUUCUACUCGGCCGCCGGCUCAUUCCCCUCGGGAGUCUCGGGCCGUCGCCGCCUGCUGCUGCUGCUCGGGGCCGCCGCGGCCGCCGCCUCUCACACGCGGGGCCUCCAGACUGGGCCUGUGCCGGCCGGGAGGCUGGCGGGGCCUCCCCCAGCGGCCGCCUCAGCCGCCGCCGCGGCCGCCGCCUCCUACCCGGCCCUGCGCGCCCCUCUGCUGCCGCAGUCGCUGGCGGCGGCGGCGGCGGCGGCGGGCCCGGCGCGCGGUUACAGCCAGGAGUCCAAAACUACCUACCUGGAAGACCUUCCACCUCUGCCUGAAUAUGAAUUGCCUCCGUCCAAGUUAGGAGAGGAAGUGGAUGAUGUUUAUCUCAUUCGAGCUCAAGGAUUACCGUGGUCGUGCACUGUAGAAGAUGUGCUUAGCUUUUUCUCAGACUGCAGAAUUCGCAAUGGUGAGAAUGGAAUCCACUUCCUCUUAAAUAGAGAUGGGAAACGAAGGGGUGAUGCCUUAAUUGAAAUGGAGUCAGAGCAGGAUGUGCAAAAAGCCUUAGAAAAACACCGCAUGUACAUGGGGCAGCGGUAUGUGGAAGUAUAUGAGAUAAACAAUGAAGAUGUGGAUGCCUUAAUGAAGAGCCUGCAUGUCAAAUCUACACCUGUGGUAAAUGAUGGCGUGGUUCGUUUGAGAGGACUUCCUUAUAGUUGCAGUGAGAAAGACAUUAUAGACUUCUUUGCAGGACUGAACAUAGUAGACAUUACUUUUGUCAUGGAUUAUAGAGGGAGAAGAAAAACAGGAGAAGCCUAUGUGCAGUUUGAAGAACCAGAAAUGGCCAACCAAGCCCUUUUGAAACACAGGGAAGAAAUUGGCAACCGAUAUAUAGAGAUAUUUCCAAGCAGAAGGAAUGAAGUUCGAACACAUGUUGGUUCUCACAAGGGAAAGAAAAUGGCAUCUUCUCCCACUGCUAAGUAUAUAACUGAGCCAGAAAUGGUCUUUGAAGAACAUGAAGUAAGUGAGGAUAUCCGACCCAUGACGGCUUUUGAAAGUGAGAAGGAAAUAGAAUUGCCUAAGGAGAUGUCAGAAAAGAUUCCAGAGGCUGUUGAUUUUGGAACUACAUCUUCACUACAUUUUGUCCACAUGAGAGGAUUGCCUUUCCAAGCCAAUGCCCAAGACAUUAUAAAUUUUUUUGCUCCACUGAAGCCUGUAAGAAUCACCAUGGAAUACAGUUCCAGUGGGAAGGCCACUGGAGAAGCUGAUGUGCACUUCGAUACCCAUGAGGACGCUGUUGCAGCUAUGCUCAAGGAUCGGUCCCACGUUCACCAUAGAUAUAUUGAAUUGUUCCUGAAUUCAUGUCCGAAAGGAAAAUAAGACUUCCAGGGAUUCCAGAAAAUAAGGAUGAAGCAAGAAGCAUUUCAUUUGCACAUCUUUCUUGGACAUGAGAUCUAAAGUUCCAGUUUUUUAGCAGCAACUGCUAGAGAAAUCAUUUGGGGGUUUUGGGUUAAUUGCUUAUAAGAAAAAUUCCAUAGUGGACUGUUUAGAAAGAAAAAGGAAAGAUUCAGUUUAGGAUUAUGAAAUAAACCACAGAUUUACUUUUUUGUUUAAACUGUCCAGGAUCUGAUUAAAAAAUCUGGUCUUUAUUUUAUAUGAUUAAACACUUUUCAUAGAUGACUUGUGACCCAGUGUAAAGACUACAUAUUUUUAUUCAGCACUGUCCUUUAAAAUCUUUCUCCCAUUUUAAAAAUGAUCUGUUUGAGGUUUUGCUUUUUGCCUGUGAAUUAAGAACUCUGAUGUGAAACUUUUCAUGGAAUGAAAUACUGAUUAUUUUAACCAAAUACUCACCAAAGCAAGGAAAGGUUUCAGACCUUUGAACCAUUAUGGUUUGGCAGAGUUAUUUUAAUUUUAGGUGUAUUUGGUUACUUAGGUAGAUAGGGGUAGGAAUUUUAAAAAAACAAUCAAAACAAAAAAUACCACAGGUUAGUGAGUGUAAAUGACAAUAAUUUGGCAGUUUUAUGUCUUUAGAAAUGUUUUGCCUUUCUAAGCCUUGUGCUACAGGCAUUUAACAUUGGUGCCUGUAUAGUUAAGGAGGCAAUUAUAUAGUCUUAAUGUAAAAGUUGUCUGACCCCUGUCCCCCCACCUGUUUUUGAUUUUGGGGUAGACCUUAAGGUGUGUGUUAGUCUCAAUACUAUGAAGUGACAUGUCAUAACAGUCCUGACUGGUAAGGACAUUAAUGGCUUCACUUGAAUUUAAACCAGCUCUAGAUAGGAAAAAAAUCUGAGUCUCCUUAUUUGCUUUUUCAGUGCGGUAGCACAUCCCAUAUUUUAGAACAAGUAGGGGUGCCUUGCUUAACUAAAAAUAGCAUUUAACGUAUAAUCGUGUGAAAGGAUUAUGGAUAAAGCUGUAUUUCUGUCACAUUGUGGCAGUACUUUCUGCUUUAAUAUUAAACAGCUUGUUAUUUAAAUAUUGGAUCGAAAUGGCUGGCUUCAAAAUGUAGUCAUUAAUAAACUAACUUUAUGUGUACCUGUGUAGGAGAAUCAAA
Messenger RNA from Kogia breviceps (pygmy sperm whale), 2694 nucleotides. It is a transcript of the gene GRSF1, whose product is annotated as G-rich RNA sequence binding factor 1. NCBI's taxonomy places the organism in Eukaryota, Metazoa, Chordata, Mammalia, Artiodactyla, Physeteridae. Gene Ontology annotation, molecular function: RNA binding. Gene Ontology annotation, cellular component: ribonucleoprotein complex. The record is from RefSeq and is a predicted model, not a curated record.